AAUAUUUGUGUAAUUAACAAAACAGCUGAUGAAUUGAUUUCCUUGGGUGAACGUAAAUUUCGUAUAAUUUCGAUUAAUUUAACCGGCAUAUAAAUUUCUUUGCAUAAGUGAAAUACAACUGAAAAUGGGCGGCUGGCGAUUGGAAGUAUUCAAGAUGACACUUUAUAUGGCCUUCCCCGUUGCAAUGUUUCACAUUUUCAACCAGCCGACUUACUUUGAAGAAUGGGUAACCAAGACGAAGCGUGAACUAUACCCGCCUGAGAGUUUGGGUCAUCGCGAAGAAAUACAAAAGGCGAUAAGGGAGGUGCAACAAAAACGGGAUAAGGAAAUGUUAAAGGCAUUGGAGGAUAUAGAGAAGCGUGAAAAAUCAUAGAUAAAUGAAAAGCGUAACGUCACAGGCUUUGUGUUAAUGCUACAUUAUAAUAUUAUAUAAGCUAUUGUCAAUUUCAUUACGGCGACAUUCUAUACCAUUCAGCAGCAAUAUUCUACGGCCACAAAACCAAACGGAAGUACAUACUGUAAAAAAUGCUCCGAACUUUCAGCUGUUGGAAAGGUUGUACUAAAAUAUGUUCCAUUCUCCUCUCUGUUUGUUUCGGAUUGUGAUUGUAUAAAUGCUUAUUAAGUUUCUAGUGACAUUGAUACGAAUAAAUUCUUGUUUAUAAUUGCAAUGAUGAGCUACGUCCAUUAUCAA
Molecule: messenger RNA, 691 nt
Organism: Anastrepha ludens (Mexican fruit fly)
Lineage: Eukaryota; Metazoa; Arthropoda; Insecta; Diptera; Tephritidae
Product: protein PET100 homolog, mitochondrial
Exons: 2
Coding region: 125-373 (82 amino acids)
Biological process (GO): mitochondrial respiratory chain complex IV assembly
Cellular component (GO): mitochondrion; mitochondrial inner membrane
Source: RefSeq, a predicted model, not a curated record